Messenger RNA from Candoia aspera, 2621 nucleotides. RefSeq names its product WD repeat domain 75 (gene WDR75). Gene Ontology annotation, biological process: positive regulation of transcription by RNA polymerase I; positive regulation of rRNA processing. Gene Ontology annotation, cellular component: nucleolus. The coding region runs from base 40 to 2535 and encodes 831 amino acids. Lineage: Eukaryota; Metazoa; Chordata; Lepidosauria; Squamata; Candoiidae. The transcript has 21 exons. The record is from RefSeq and is a predicted model, not a curated record. Gene Ontology annotation, molecular function: RNA binding; protein binding.
GGAGGGGAAUGAAGGUGGGAAAUCGGCGCGUGUCGGAAAAUGGUGGCGCGCGAGGAGCUCCGCGUGGUGCGCUUCGGCGGGAGCUGGUUGAGCGGGUGUCGCGCGGUGUUUUCUGCUGAUUCAAAGUAUCUCCUGUGUGCUUCAGGUGACUACAUUAAAGUCUACAGUACACUUACAGAAGAAUGUCUACACAUCUUACAAGGUCACAGCAAUCUAGUGACAGGAAUCCAGUUGAAUCCCCAAAAUCAUCUACAGCUCUAUUCAUGGUCUCUAGAUGGCACUAUUAAACUCUGGGAUUUUAUGGAUGGAAUUCUCAUUAAGACAUUUGUUGUUGGGUUUAAACUCUUUGCAUUUUAUGCCCUUGCAAGUUUGGAGAAUUCUGCAUUUCUUAUCAUUUCAAAGUAUAACGAUGAAACAUCAGAUACAUUUCAGCUAGUGACAGUGAAGCUUCCAAAAACACCUGAUCAAGAAGUGGAAGCCAGUGAGCUGGAAAUGAUUUUAGACGGUGUAAGCCAAUCGCCCAAAUGUACCGCGUUUGGAAGAGAUGGUGAAUAUGUAGUAACAGUCUGGGAGCUUCAUCUUGUCGUUUGUUUCUUCAAGAAGAAAAAGAUUUACAGCUUCUCUAUAGGUAAAAAUCUUAGAAAUGCUUCAACCAGCCAUUUCACCUGUGUAGCCUGUCACCCAAAGGAAGACUGCAUAGCAAGUGGACACAAAGAUGGCAAAAUUCGUCUUUGGAGAAAUUUUAAUCAUAAGAGAGAAUAUACUUUUUCCACAAUGCACUGGCAUCAUGAUGAAGUUAUCGAUCUUGCUUUCUCUGUAGAAGGUACUAGCCUCCUGAGUGGUGGGAUUGAAUCUGUGCUGGUUCAGUGGCGAGAUGCGUCAGAUGCUAAAAAGGAAUUCUUGCCUCGUUUAGGAGCCACAAUACAGCAUAUCUCUGUCUCACCUGAUGGAACUCUUCUUUGUACUUCACAUUCUGAUAACAAGAUAAUAAUCAUACACAGCAACUUGAGAAUUUCUGCAGUGAUUCAAGGAUUAAUCAAAGGCAGCGAUGUCAAGACUGGCUUGAUAGUUGACCCAAGAACAAAAGCUUUAGUUCUGAAUGGCAAGCCUGGGCAUCUGCAGUUCUAUUCACUGCAAAAUGAUAAACUCCUGUACAAUUUGGAUGUUGUGCAGCAGGAGUAUAUUCAUCAGUCAGGUCUGGACCAGAUUGAAUUAGUGAAAGCUGCAUUUGAUUCCAAAGGCAACUGGCUGGCUACUGUGGAACAGCGGCAAGGAGACUGCAGAGAGCUUGAGAUGCAGCUGAAACUCUGGGCUUACAAUGAGCAAACACAAAGCUUUACUCUAAACACACGAAUAAAUAUGCCACAUGAAGACUGUGUAACAGCUAUGUGUUUCCGUGGCACAGAUGGCUCUGAAAAUGUAACCCCAACUUUGGUAACAGCCAGCAGUGACAGGCACUUCAAAGUCUGGAUGCUGCUGGUUGAUAAAGACAGUGAAACAGAUGAAAGGAUAACCUGGACCUGUGAUUUUGUAGGGAGCUAUCACAAUUACAAAGCUACAAAUUGCUGCUUCUCUGAAGAUGGCUCUUUGCUUGCUGUUAGCUUUGACAAAACAGUCACUGUGUGGGACUCUGAAACAUGGGGUCUAAAAUGUACUUUCUGCCAUCCUCCAGGAACUAUACUGAGCCUGUGCUUUGGAAGGCUCAUUUGUUCCAAAUAUCUCCUUGGCACCACCAGCAGUGGCUUCUUGUGCUGCUGGAACUUGCUGAGCUGUUCACUGGAAUGGAGUGCCCAGUUAUAUGUCAACGUCCUGCAGCCUGAUCCUCUGUCUGAGAACAUUGCUGCAAUUUCACAGCACUCAGAAUAUUCAGAUGUGUUUGUGUUCAAGCCCAGCGAACCACAGCCCUUGUGUAUCCAAAGAAAAGUCUGCAGAGGGAAAGUUCAGUGGGCUGUCUUUGUUCCAAGAGAUGGGCCUGAAUAUAUAACCUCCGAAAAAUAUCAGUGGCUUAGCCAAUCUCAGUUUUAUUUCCUGACUGAAAUGCAUGAAUUAAUGACUUUUAGCACAAAGACCCCAGAAGAGAGACUUACGCCUUCCAGCAGACAGUUAGCAGUUGAGGAGAGUUUCUCCAUGACUCCUUUUUACCUCUUACUGGGGAAGCACCGGCAGCAGAAAGAGGGCACGGACAUUGGGAAGACUCCUGUGCAGAACCCGCUAGGCCAAGGAUCGCCUGCUGUUAAAGAACUGCUUCAUACUCCAGCACAUGUGUUACCUUCGGCCUCUUUCUUGUGUCCUCUUUUUAUUCACUCUUUGCUGGUUCCCAGAACAAGCACUAGUGAAAUUGCUGACGAAGUUGAAAUGCUAAGUGACAGUGAAGAGAAGGAGUCUGAAGAGGAAUCCGAAGUUACUGAAAUCCACCCAGAGGCUUCACAGACAACGGAGUGCUUUGGGGAGGGUGUAUUUAAAUUAUCAAAAGUUCAGGAAAGAGAACUUCGUAAAUUAAGGAAAUUGGACUACAGCUGGGCCUCAGGACUCUAAACAUGUGACAUUGUAGACUUCCUUUUUUUAUAUAUUUCUCCCAGUAAUUUAAUAAGCUGUCAAAUAAAAGUUAGCUUUCCUUGCCA